UUGAAGUAUAUUUAUUUAUAAAAUAAAAAUUGAUAUUUAAAAAAUAAACUUAAUACCAUAUACUUGUGGACUCCCCUUCCCAAAAGCCCCUUGUUCUGUGAAGCUGUUUGAAAACCACUGAUUGAACCCUGGACAUAUUCAGAUCCAUGGGGUAAGGCAGAGUGGAUGAUUGGUGCACAUGGCAUUGCAGUUGGCUGCCCUCCAAAUAUUAGACUGAUUAUCUGAACCUGAAGCAGCUGGGCUGACUGUUCAUUUGCUUUUCUAAGAUAACAGUACUUUGCAGCAUGGCUGGCCUUCUCAACUGCCCCAUAGCCCUGUAGGGCAGGAAGAAGGAAGGCUGAGCAUAAAAUGAAAUCUAUGACAGAGCCAACCAAAAUUGAGUUCCUCAUUGAAGGCAGAGUGGAAGAUGGCCAACAUUCCUGUGUGUUUCUAGAGAGGGAGGCUUACCUCUUACACUUAGUCCCCAGACCAAGUAGUUAGGGUGGCAUUAAAGGCAUGAAGAAUGUUGACUGGGAGGUGGUCCAGCCAUAUCUUGCAACAGGUCAGCCCAUGGGCUACAAGUAAACCUGGAAUUGAUGCUACCUCUUUUGCUAACUAUCAACUCAUAUUGCUUUUGUUUUGUUCUGGUUCUAGUUUCUUAACAUCCCUAGAAGAUUUAGAUUGGCUGCAACUCAAUCCAACUUUCUCCCAGGUUUCUGAAAUGGCACUGAAUGUGACCAUUUCGACACUGGCAUUUCUGGAGCAACGUGGAGUAGCAGUCACUGAGUCAGGAGCCCACCUGUCCCUGCAGAACAUGGUGUGGGAUCCACAGAAAGUCCAAUCUGAUCUCAAGUCCCAGUUUGGUUUUGAUGAUCUUCACACAGAACGAAUCCUGAAUUACUCAGCUGGACUGAAGGAGUUUCCCACAGACAGCUCAUUAGGGAGGAUGGUGUGCUCAGUCUUGUCCAGCACAUUGGAGGAUGACGCUGAGAGAGAGGGCCACCGUGGAGACUGUCACCCCAACUGGUCAGAAGCCAAAAACUAUCUCGUCCAUGCAGUCAGCUGGCCGCAAGUCUACAAACAGGUGUUUAAUCAGUGGCAACAGGGUAGCCUGUUUCAGAAGAUACUCACGGGCAUGGUCCACAGUCUGGAGGCUCUCAGGGGUCGGCUUGAAGAAGAGGGCAAGCCGUGGAAGGUGGUGGAAGCUUUGCACACUGGGCUGCUCCUCUUGAAUGAUAGCUUGGCAGCAGAUGGCCCGAGAGACAAUCUUACAUCUCCAAAGAUAUUAUGGCAUCUGCAGAAAUUGCAGAGCGUGCUGCAAAACCUGCCCCCGUGGCCGGCUCUGAAGAGAUUGCUUCAACUUGAUGGAGCUCUCAGGAAUUCAAUAGCCCAGAAUUUACAUUUUGUCCAAGAAAUCCUCAUUCGCCUGGAGACAUUAGCUAAUGAUUUUAAAUCAGCUGGACUUGACCAAUUGAAACUGGAAAAGGAUGUGUUCUUUUGGGAGUUAAAGCAGAUGUUGAUGAAGAAUGUUACUACUCUCUGCCCGGAUGAACGCUUGUCUGAGCAGGAGGCCCUCCGACCCCCUGGAAACUCCAGCAUCUGGGGUGGCCUGCAGGGACUGUUAUGCCAUCAUAAUUCCUCCAAUGAGACCAGUGUUUUAAGCAAACUGUUGGGUUCAGUAGAGGAUGCUGAUCAUAUUCUGCAAGAGGUAAUUACUGGGUACACAAAUAUGCCAGUUUUAAUACCUGAAGGAUAUUUGGACUGGCAGGAACUUGGGACACAGCUGUGGGAAGCAAGCUUCUCCUGUACUCAGCUUUUCCGGCUGCUGGGAGCUGAAGCUUCACCUGGGAAUGAUGUCUUUUCUGAUGGCUGUAAGCACCAGCUUGUCUCCACAGUUAUAUUUCAUUCACUUGAGAAAGCACAAUUUUCCCUGGAACAAACAUAUUACUGGAAAGCCUUCGCAGACUUUAUCAGGAAGACUUGUGAAGUGGCUCGGUACGUGAAUAUGCAAGGCACUUUCCAGAACAGUCUGUCCGCUUUCUCUGAGGAAUCUCCUUGUUAUGAAGAAAACAUGGAUUGGACAACCAUCAGUGAUAAUUAUGUUGCAUUUUUCUAUAAGUUACUCAAGUCUCCAGUAGCUUCCAUAUCCAGGGCCUUAAAUUUCACCAAGCACCUUAUAAUGAUGGAAAAGGAAUUGCAUACCUUUGAGGAUGAACAGAUAAACUUUCUUUUAUCAUUUGUGGAAUUUUUUGGCAAAUUAUUAUGGCCUAAUCCUUUUGACUCAUCCCGUGUUCCCAAAUUCCAUAACCUCCCAUUUCUCACUGAGAAUAUUACCAAUACAAGUAUUUUGUGGAUAAAUCAUUUAAAAAGUUUAGAGAGAAAUCCAUCUGUCACUGAUAUCACUGAUACUCAGAAACUUUUGGAAUUUAUCAAAGAAGUGAUUGAAAAAAUGCAAACUCUUGAAAGUCACUGGAUAAGAAAGGAAUCAAGAAAUAUUUUGAGAUUUAUGGAAUUAAUCCUUUUUGAAAUUAAUCCCAAGUUACUAGAAUUAUGGCUAUACGGAAUUUCAGAAGGCGAAAGAGCUAAAUUGGAAAACUUCUCUGCAAUUUUAAAUUUUUCUGCUCCUAAAAAUGAGAUUCUUAGUAAAAAUUUUAACUUUUCCCACUUGUUCCAUUCAAAUUGGCCUAUAUCACCAGCUAUGAACAUGGAUUUCGUACAUUUAAGUGAAACUAUAGUAAAUAGUCUCUAUGAAUUUGGGUUUCUGAGGCAGGAACAAGUCUCAGAAGCUCUGGACACAGUCUAUGCUAUAAGGAAUGUAUCUUAUCUUUUCUCAGCCCUUCCUGAACCUCAAAAACAAGAAGUUGAUAAAAUUUUGACUCAUAUAUACCUAAAUGUCUUCAAAGACAAGAAUUCAGCUUUACUUCUGCAAAUGUAUUCUUCAUUUUACCAAUAUAUUUAUGAAUUCUUGAGCAUUCAGAGUAGAGGGUCUUUGCUAACUUUCCUUACACAAAUCUCAAAACGCAUUUUGGAUAUCUUAAAGCAAUUUCAUUUCCAAAACAUCAGUAAAGCAUUUGCAUUUUUAUCUGAGACGGCAGAGUUUCUUGGGGGAAUUUCUAAUGUAUCUUAUUGUCAGCAAUUGCUUUCAAUUUUUAACUUUUUGGAGCUUCAAGCCCAAUCCCUGAUGUCUACAGAGGACCAAGAAUUGGAAAUGAUCCAUGCUACUUUGACAGGCCUCAAACAGCUGCUCACAGUAGAUGAAGAUUUUCGCAUUUCUUUAUUUCAAUGUAUGAGCCAACUCUUCAAUGGUUCAGUAGAAGCCCUGUUGGAUAAUGAAUGCUUUGUUUUGGAUAAUAAACACAUUUCUUCUGUGAAUUAUUCAACAGAUGAGGGGUCUUCAUUUAUUCUUCCAUGGGCACAAAUUUUUUCAAACCUCUCAGCAAAUGUCAGUGUUUUUGAUGAGUUUAUGGCUGUUCACUGUACUGUUUCAUGGCUUCAAAUGUGGACUGAAAUCUGUGGAAGCAUAUCUCAAAUAUUUAAGUUUGACAUGAAUCUUUUUACUUCUCUUCAUGUUGGUCUCACUCAGCUUUUGGAUGAAUUUGAAAAUGUUGUGAAAAUUUCUAAAAGCUGCCAGGGAAUAUUUGCUACUCAUCAUAUUGCCAGACUCAUAUUAAAUUUAUUUAAAAAUGUAACUCAAACUGAUGACUUCCAUGAUUGGGAUGAUUUCCUGGAUCUCAGGGAUCUUUUGGUAGCAUUAGGCAAUACACUAGUUACAAUAAAAUCACUUAACCUGGACCAGGUGGAGAAAUCCCUUUUCACCGUGGAAACUGCCCUGGAUCAGCUGAAGACAUUUCCAUUAAACACAAAUACAAGCAGAGAGUUUUUAUAUUCUCUGCUUGAAGUUUUCACUGAGUUCAGCCGUACCUCAGAAUAUAUAGGUAGAAAUGUAGAUCUGAUAAAUCAGUUUCUUUCAAAUAAUUUCACAAAUUAUGGGGUAAAAUUUGAGAGUGUCAUCACUGAGCUAAGAGAAACAAUAUUGUUUCUUAGAAAUGUGUCACAUGAUCGAGAUUUAUUGUCCUGCAUUGAUGUUUUCCAAAAUGUUACUGACUUGGUUUUAGAAAAUGGCUUAUUGCAUGUAAAUACCUCACAGAGGACAUUGCGUAUUCUGACCAUGUUAAAUUCCACAUUUUCUUCUGAGAACACAAUUAGCAGGUUGAAAGGAUGCACUGCAUGGGUAGACAUCAUAAACCAUCUCUAUGUGAUGUAUAACUCAAGUUUUUCACAAGGCCAUCUUCAAAGUAUUUUAGGGAGUUUCAGAGAUAAGGAAAAAAUGAACUCUAUAUUGAAAAUUGUAACUUCAAUAUUAAAUAUAAAGGGACCUCUUUGUUCCUUGAAUGAGUCAAAUAUAAAUUGUGUAAAUAUUUACCUGAAAGAUGUAACCGACUUCCUAAAUAUUAUACUUACGACAGUCUUUGAGAAAGAGAAGGUACCAAAAUUUGAGAUUUUAUUAGCUCUUUUAAAUGAUUCCUCAACACAAGUAAAGAUGAUUAUCAACAACUUAACAAGAGACUUUGAUAUUGCAUCUCAAUCCAACUGGAAACAUUUUACUGAAUUAAUUCUAAGACCCACGGAAAUGUCAGAUGACAUUUCUAACCAGUUUCAAAAUAUUUGGCUGCAUUUAGUAGAACUGGGGAAGGAAUUUCAGAAAUUUAUGAAAGCUAUUUCCUCUAACAUCCUGGAAAAUAAUUCUUCUUCUAAAACUGAAAAGUUUUUUAGUAUAGUUGCCACCAGUCCAAAGGAAAAGUAUGUAAGGAGUUUGGGCGAUUCCAUUUACCAUUUAGCUAGUUACUUUGCCCUCAACUUAUCUCGGGAUCUCCAAAAUUCACCAAAAGUAAUUUCACAUGAAAUAAGGAAAGGUGUGGGUCUUGGUAUUCAACUGAUGAGGGAUGUGUUCAACUCCUUAAUGCCUGUAGUUCAUUACAAUAUUCCACAAAAUACAAGUCAUAUUCAAGUUUUGAAGAAAGUAACUUCUCUCAUGCGUACUCUCAAGAAGACAGACAUAGACCUGUUCGUAGAUCAGCUUGAACAAGUGAGUGCAAACCUAGUGGAUUUCUUUAAGAAUAUCAGUAGAGCAGGAACUGGCAAUUUGGGGGUCGACUUGUUUGUUGGCUUGAUGGAAAAGUUUGUAGAGAGUUCACAUUCUUGGAACGUAAAUCGUCUGCUGCAGCUCUCACGCCUGUUUCCUAAAGGUGUUGUGGAUGCCGUGCUGGGUGUGUACUAUGCACUUCCUCACGCCGUAAGGCUCCUGCAGAGAGUGGCUGAUAAAAAUGUCACCGAGGGCCUCAAGGAUGUCUAUGACUUCACGCUGCUUCAUGGCAUAAGCAUUUCAAACAUCACCAAAGAAGACUUUGCUGUUGUGAUAAAAACCCUUUUGGAUACAAUUGAACUAAUGUCAGAUAAACCAGGUAUUGUUUCAGAGGUUUUAACUUGCCUUCCUGUGAUUUGGUGCUGGAAUCAUACAGCUUCUGGAUUUCAGCAGAAUCCAACGUUAGAAGCCUGUAAUGUCCAAGGGACUUCUUCUCUUUAUAGCAAAGUGGCCAGUGUACUUGACCACCUUCACCUGUCUCCCCGAGGUGCUGAUUCACAGUGUUCAGAUGAGAGCUCCCGAGGGGAAAUAACUAGGCAAGCGGUCUGUGCAAUUCAUGAAUUGGUGGAGUGGAAUGCCAUUCUCCUAGAUCUGUCUGAAACUUCACUUAUGAAAACUGUGCAAGAAUUUUGGGAUAAAGUAUUACCAUUUGUCCCACCUUCUGAAAAGAACAGCAUCUCUGAACUUUGUCCUGGUAGUCCCAUAAAGCAAGUUGCUUUGCAAAUCAUAGAAAAACUAAAAAUUGUCAACUUUACAAAAAUUACAUCAGGUGAAAAUAUUCUUGACAAACUAGCUAGUUUAAACAAGAUCCUUAACAUUAAUGAAGGCACAGAGCCAUCUGUUCAGAAUAAUAUUUCCUUAAAUUUGGAAAAUAUAAUAAAAUUGAUGUCUGAGGAUUGGAGUCUAGAAAAUAGUACUCAUUAUCUACUCUCUUCAUUCAUGAUGCUUCUGAAUGGAAAUCUUACAGGUAGGAGUUUAGAAGCAUUAUCAAAUUUUAUUGAAAAAAGUGAAGCAACUUACAACUUUGAAGAACUGUGGCUUGAGUUUGAACAAACUGUGAAACACCUGAAAAACUUAACCCAUGACUUUAGUGUCAGGCACCUGUUCUCUGAAAUGAACAAAGCAAUCCAAAGUAUAAAUUCAGUGGCUCUUCAAAACAUAACUUUGCAACUUGCCCAUUUUCUGGAAAUCUUGGAUUCAUCAUCAAUAAACACAUUAGAAAUAAUUGAAGAUUUUCUAUUAGUCACAAAAAACUGGCUUCAUGAAUAUGCAAAUGAAGAUUACUCCAGAAUGAUACAAACAUUAUUUAUUCUUAUGGCUAAUAAGACUUCAACUGAUGAUAUAGAUUUGUUGACUAAAGAUAUUAUUACCUUUUUUGGCUCCCUAAAAAAUGUUUCUAGAGAAGGUAAUUUUGAUGUUGCCUUUCUUACUCAUCUGCUAAAUCAAGAACAGCUAACUGAUUUCUCAGCUGUUCAGUUGCUUUUUGAAAGCCUUCUAAUUAAUUCAAUCAAUAACUUAGCUGGGAGUUCUCAAGAAGCAGCUCCAAAUUUAAGUGAUCCUGACCUUCAAAUAGUGAAUUUCAUUAACCUCACCUUGAACCACAUACAGUCAGAAGCUGGUGGGAAAAUAAUUCUCCCUCCAAGAAGCAUUGAGGAUUUCAUAGAACAGCUUUUGAAAACAUUCUUCUCCCUUUUACUAAAGGAAAAUUCUGAGAACAAAAUAUCUCUUCUGCUAAAAGAUUUCCACAAAGACAUUAUUGCAGAAAUAAGUGUUGUUGAGAUGUGUCAAGUUUCCUGGCAUCCUGUGAAGCCUCCAGCAGCCAUCGAGAUGCUGCAGAAAGUGAAGAUGAUGGUUUUGCGUGUGCUCAUCAUCUUUGCAGAAAACCCUUCCUUGAUCAAGGACAUUUUGUGUGCUACUCUGCGUUGCAAGCAAGGUGGGAUAAGCCAUCUCAUCUCCUCUGCUAUACGAAGUGUCACUUUGGUACACGACCACUAUCAGGAAAUUGAAACAAUAUGGUCCUCGCCCAGUCAACAAAAUUGUGAAAGUCUUAGCAGGAAUCUCUCUAACAUCCUGGAAAACUUCAAGAGCAGCUUGGAAAAUGCCGCCAACCAGGACUGUGCAUGCCAGCCCGGGCUGGAAACCCUGCAGCGGCACAUGCACACGUUGGCCAAAAGCCUCGAGGAUUCUUGGUCAUCAGAGAGCCCCAUUACGACUUUUCUUAGUGAUUUCAUAGUCACUGAGGAUGUGAAAGUAAAGGAUUUGAUGAAGAACAUCACCAAGUUGACUGAGGAGCUUCGAUCUUCCAUUAACAUCUCACAUGAAACUAUCCACAGUGUUUUGGAAGCAAACAUUUCCCACUCCAAGGUUCUCUCCGGUGCCCUCACCCUCGCUCUGUCCGGAAAGUGUGACCGGGAAAUCCUUCGUCUCCUGCUGACGUUUCCUGAGGAUGAAAAGUCCUGGCUCGCGACAGAGGAGCUCUGUGCUUUGCCGGGGUCGAAAGUGUUUUCUCUGAUCGUGCUGAUGAGUCGGAACCUGGACCUGCGGCCCUUCAUUUACAAGACUUUGAUACCUUCUGAAGCAAAUGGUUUGCUCAACUCCCUGUUGGAUGUGGUUUCCAGUCUCAGCUUGUUGCUUGCCAAAGGCCAGCACGUCUUUGAAUACCUUCCUGAAUUCCUUCGCACCCUUAAACUCACUGCCUUGCUGGAUAUGCCGGACUUUCAACAGGUUUCACAAAAUGUCCAGACCAGAAGUUCAGCCUUUGGUUCUUUCCAGUCUGUGAUAAAGAUGAUUUGCAAGGACCAUGCAUCGUUCCUGAGCAAUUCUAACAUGUUCAUUAAUUUGCCCAGAGUUAAUGAACUCUUGGAAGAUGACAAAGAAAAAUUCAACAUUCCUGAAGAUUCAACACCGUUUUGCUUAAAGCUUUAUCAGGAAAUUCUACAGUCUCCAAAUGGCGCUUUGGUGUGGUCCUUCCUGAAACCUGUAUUACACGGAAAAAUACUGUACACACCAAACACUCCGGAGAUUAACAAUGUCAUUCAAAAGGCAAAUUACACUUUUAAUUUUGUGGACAAACUAAAAACUUUAUCAGAAACACUGCUGAAAAUGUUCAGUUUUUUCCAGAGAAGUGGAAACAGGCAGAUGUUGAAGCAACUGCAGGAAACCCUGAGAAACAAAUUUGUAAGAAACUUUGUAGAAAGCCAGCUGCACAUUGAUGUAGACAAUCUUACUGAAAAACUCCAGACGUACGGAGGGAUGCUGGAUGCCAUGUUCAACCAUGCAGGGGCUGGACGCUUCCACUUCCUGGGCAGCAUCUUGGUCAGUCUCUCUUCCUGUGUAGCACUGGACCGUUUCCAGGCUGUGGAGUCUGUUGACAUCCUGGAGACUAAAGCACAGGAGCUCAUGCAGCAGAACAACUUCUUGGCCAGUGUCAUAUUCAACAGUUCCUUAUUAGGCAAGAACUUCAGAUCAGAGAGCCUCAAACUGCCGCCCCAUGUCACAUACACAAUCCGGACCAGUGUCUUAUACAGCAUGAGGACAGAUGUGGUAAAAAACCCUUCUUGGAAGUUCCAUCCUCAGAGUCUACCGGCCGAUGGGUUCAAAUAUAACUACGUCUUUGUCCCACUGCAAGACAUGAUCGAAAGAGCCAUCGUUUCGGCGCAGACGGGGCAGGAAGCUCCGGAACCCGCGGCACAGGCGCAGGCGAUGCCCUACCCCUGCCACACCAGCGACCUAUUCCUGAACAAUGUUGGUUUCUUUUUUCCACUGAUAAUGAUGCUGACUUGGAUGGUGUCUGUGGCCAGCAUGGUCCGAAAACUGGUUUAUGAGCGGGAGAUCCAGAUAGAAGAGUACAUGCGGAUGAUGGGCGUGCACCCAGCGAUCCAUUUCCUGGCCUGGUUUCUGGAGAACACGGCUGCGCUGACCAUAAGCAGUGCCGCUCUGGCCACCAUUCUGAAAAUAAGUGGCAUCUUUGCGCACAGCAACGCCUUUAUUGUUUUCCUCUUUCUCUUGGACUUUGGGGUGUCGGUCGUCAUGCUGAGUUACUUCUUGAGUGCAUUUUUCAGCCAAGCCAAUACCGCGGCCCUUUGUACCAGCCUGGCGUACAUGAUCAGCUUUCUGCCCUACAUAGUUCUGCUGGUCCUACAUAACCAAUUAAGUUUUGUCAUUCAGACAUUUCUGUGUUUCCUCUCAACAACUGCCUUUGGACAAGGAGUAUUUUUCAUUACAUUCUUGGAAGGACAAGAGGCAGGGAUUCAGUGGAAUAAUAUGUACCAGGCUCCAGAACAAGGGGGCAUGACAUUUGGCUGGGUUUGCUGGAUGAUUCUGUUUGAUUCAAGCCUUUAUUUUCUGUGUGGAUGGUACUUCAGCAACUUGAUUCCUGGAACUUUCGGUUUAAGGAAGCCAUGGUAUUUCCCCUUCACCGCCUCGUACUGGAAGAGCAUGAGUGGCUUGCUGGAGAAGAGGCGGCAUUUUCUACGUUCCGGUCUGUUCCUCUUCAGUGAGAGCGUUGGGAACAAAGGGCCCUCACCGCCAGGCAGGGAAGCAGAGCUGGAAGCAGGUGCCCCAGGAGUGGCCCUGGUGUCCGUGACCAAGGAGUACGAGGGCCACCCGGCGGCCGUCCAGGACCUCACCCUCACCUUCCACAGAGACCAGAUCACCGCCCUGCUGGGGACCAACGGAGCCGGGAAAACCACCAUCAUAUCCAUGUUGACGGGGCUCUACCCUCCCACUUCUGGAACCAUCACCAUCAAUGGCAAGAACCUGCAGACAGACUUGUCGAAGGUCAGAAGGGAGCUGGGGGUGUGCCCACAGCAGGACAUCCUGCUGGACAACCUCACCGUCCGGGAACAUCUGCUACUGUUUGCUUCCAUAAAAGCGCCUCAGUGGACCAGGAAGGAGCUGCACCAGCAAGUCAAUAAAACUCUGCAGGACGUGGAGUUGACCCAGCACCAGCACAAACUGGCGCGGACGCUGUCCGGAGGCAUGAAGAGGAAGCUGUCCGUGGGCAUCGCUUUCAUGGGCACGUCGAGGACCGUGGUUCUGGACGAACCCACCAGUGGGGUGGACCCUUGCUCCCGCUGCAGCCUCUGGGACAUUCUGCUCAAGUACCGAGAAGGUCGCACGAUCAUCUUCACCACUCACCACCUGGAUGAAGCAGAAGUGCUCGGUGACCACGUGGCCAUCCUCCAGCAGGGCCGGCUCAGGUGCUAUGGUCCCCCAUCCUGCCUGAAGGAGGUGUAUGGCCGGGGAAUCAGCCUGACACUCACAAAGCAGCCUUCUGUUCUGGAGGCCCAUGAUCCAAAGGACGUGGCUCGCGUGACGUCCCUGAUACAGAUCUAUAUUCCACAAGCAUUUCUCAAAGACAGCAGUGGGAGUGAGCUGACCUACACCAUUCCCAAGGACGCAGACAAGACCUGCUUCAAAGGGCUCUUCCAGGCCCUGGAUCACAACCUCCAUCAUCUGCACCUGACGGGCUAUGGAAUCUCAGACACCACCUUAGAAGAGGUGUUUUUGAUGCUUUUGCAAGAUUCCAACAAGAAAUCUCACAUUGCCCCUGGGACCAAGUUAGAGCUGCAGAACCACAGGCCUGCAGGACAUCCUCCCAGAAGCUGUGACUCUCGGGCCAGGCCCCCGCCCAUGCGUGGCCGCCGGCUGCUGCGCGCACAGAUGGCCGCGCUCCUGGUGACCCGGCUGCGCCACACGCGCCGCGCCUGGAAAAGCACCCUCUGGCGCCUGCUGCUGCCCGUCCUCUUCGUGGCCCUGGCGAUGGGCUUGUUCCUGGUGCGGCCCCUGGCCACCCGCUACCCUCCGCUCAGACUGACCCCUGGCCACUACCAGCGGGCUGAAACUUACUUUUUCAGCAGUGAGAACGAUGACAUGGACCUCACCCAUGUGCUUCUGCGGAAAUUUAGAGAUCAGGAUCUGCUCUGUGCUGAUUUAAACACAGAUCUGAAGAAUUCUUCAUGCUGGCACAUGGAUCCUUUUUCUCACCUGGAAUUCCAGGAUUCCUGUGGCUGCCUGAAGUGCCCAAAUAGAAGUGCCAGGGCCCCCUACCUGACCAGCCGCCUGGGCCACACGCUGUUGAACCUCUCAGGCUUGGACGUGGAGGAGUACUUGCUGGUGCCCUCAGAAAAACCAAGGCUUGGAGGUUGGUCUUUUGGAGUGCGAAUCCCCAGUGAAGCUCGAGAUGCAAAUGCAAACGUAUCAGAUCCCAAACCUCUGGCAAAGGUGUGGUAUAAUCAGAAGGGUUUUCAUGCCCUCCCUUCCUACUUAAAUCAUCUAAACAACCUGAUCUUGUGGCGGCACUUACCCCCUGCUGUGGACUGGAGAAAAUACGGAAUAACACUCUAUAGCCACCCGUACGGAGGGGCCUUGCUGAACGAGGACAAGAUCCUGGAGAGCAUCCGCCAGUGUGGUGUUGCCCUCUGCAUUGUGCUGGGAUUCUCUAUCCUAACUGCAGCCAUCGGUAGCGCCGUGGUGCGGGACAGGGUGACCGGAGCCAAAAGGCUGCAGCACAUAAGUGGCCUUGGCCACAGGACGUACUGGUUCACUCACUUCCUGUAUGACAUGCUCUUUUACUUGGUUUCCGUCGGCCUGUGUGUCGCUGCUAUUGCCGCCUUCCAGCUAACAGCUUUUACUUUCCGUGAGAACUUGGCAGCCACAGCCCUCCUGCUGGCACUUUUUGGAUAUGCAACUCUUCCAUGGAUGUAUCUGCUGUCCAGAAUCUUCUCCAGCUCAGACGUGGCUUUCAUCUCCUACAUCUCAUUAAACUUCAUCUUUGGCCUCUGCACCAUGCUCAUGACCACCAUGCCCCGGCUGCUGGCCAUCAUCUCCAAAGCUAAGAAUUUACAGAACAUCUAUGGUGUCCUCAAGUGGGCAUUUACUAUUUUUCCUCAAUUCUGCCUGGGCCAAGGACUGAUAGAACUCUGUUAUAAUCAGAUCAAAUACGACCUGACACACAACUUCGGCAUUGAUUCCUACGUGAGUCCCUUUGAGAUGAAGUUCCUGGGCUGGAUCUUCGUAGAAUUGGCCUUUCAGGGCACAGUUCUUCUCCUUUUGAGGAUUCUGCUGCACUGGGAUCUUCUGCAGUGGUCAAGGCAUCGCUCUGCCCUCCAAGGCACAGUCAAAUCUUCUAAAGAUAGAGACGUUGAAAAAGAGAGAGUAAGAGUGUUUGAAGGAAGAACCAGUGGAGACAUUCUUGUGCUGUACAACCUUAGUAAAAGUUAUCAAAGCUUUUUCCAGAAGAUCACUGCUGUGCAAGAUAUUAGUCUGGGCAUACCAAAAAGAGAGUGCUUUGGGCUUCUCGGGGUGAAUGGGGCCGGGAAGAGCACGACCUUCAAGAUGCUGAGUGGGGAAGUGCCUCCCACGUGGGGACACGCUGUCGUCAGGACGCUCUCGGGAGGUGAGGUGGACCUGGCUUCUGCCGGCGCGGCGGGCGUGCUCAUUGGCUACUGUCCACAGCAGGAUGCUCUGGACGAGCUUCUGACCGGUUGGGAACAUCUUCAUUAUUACUGCAGCCUACGUGGGAUUCCAAAGCAGCACAUCCCUGAGGUUGCUGGAGACCUGGUGAGGCGCUUACACCUCCAAGCCCACGCGGAUAAGCCUGUGGCCACCUACAGCGGGGGAACCAAGCGGAAACUCUCCACAGCCCUGGCCCUGGUGGGGAAACCUGACAUUCUUUUGUUGGAUGAGCCAAGCUCUGGGAUGGAUCCCUGCUCUAAGCGGUACCUGUGGCAAACAAUAGUGAAGGAGGUUCGGGAAGGCUGUGCUGCAGUGCUGACCUCACACAGAAAUGAGGAUGGGAAUAAAAAGCACAUUUUUCUCUGCAAUAUACAAAAGCAUACACGAGGGAUGCCUUUCUGCAUGGAAGAGUGUGAGGCUCUUUGCACGAGACUGGCCAUAAUGGUCAAUGGCAGCUUUAAGUGUCUUGGUUCCCCUCAGCACAUUAAAAAUAGGUUUGGUGAUGGUUAUACAAUCAAAGUUUGGCUCUGCAAGGAAAUCAAUCAACAUAGCACUAUUUCUGACUGCCUGAAGCUCCAUUUCCCAGGAAUCCAGUUUAAGGGACAGCAUCUUAAUUUACUGGAAUAUCAUGUGCCAAAAAGAUGGGGAUGCUUAGCUGACUUGUUCAAAGUUCUGGAGAACAAUAAGACCUUCUUGAAUAUCAAGCAUUACUCCAUUAACCAAACCACUUUGGAACAGAUAUUUAUUAAUUUUGCUAAUGAGCAGCAGCAAACUCCACAGCCUACUCUUAUUCCAUCCGCUGAUUAUCAUCACCCACAUCACCUGCCCAUCUAAGCACUAAAAGAAGAAAUUUGCCUAAGGAGUAAAGGCUUGUCUUUACAAGUAAUAGUCAAGGAUCGAACCAGCAGGUGCACAGCUAAGGAGCUGGAAGACAUGCUCCUGGCAAUCAAAUUUCCUUCUCUCCUUCAUUUUCUAUUUUGAAACUCUUUGUUAAUUAAUAACCAGCAAACGAAAAGGUCCUUCCUCAGUGUAGACUGUCGGGGGAUUCCUCCAAUACGUAUACUUUUUGCCAUGCCAGAUGGAUACCAGCUUCUUUGUGACAGAGGCAUGAAUGACUUGACAGAGUCCAGACUGAGAGAUUUGGAGCUGGGGCGGCUGUCACAGGUCGCCCACUCCGAACAUCUCACUUCACUGUGGAGGAAACUAAGCGCUCCCUGCUGCCCCGCCCUGCUGCUCACGGUUGAAAAUCUUCCCUGACUUACUGUGUAGAAAGUCGUAUCAAGAACUGUUUUCUAUUUUUGUCAUCUUCUUUACUAGAUAUGCUUACAGAUUUUUUUUAAAAAAUUAAUGAUUUAAAUGCAAACUUUUCCUAAUACUAAAUGACAUUAUAUGGUAUGACAAAAAAUUGCCAAUUAUUUUUACAUAUAAGAGAUUUUUAAAAAAAUAAGAAUUAAAAAGGUUUUUUGUCAACUCUUUAGCAAAAUCAAAUUAAUUGAACUAGUUAUUCUGAACCAUUUAUAAAAAUUUUACCAGAAUCUCACAAAUUAUAAUUUUAUGUAAGUAUAGAAAAAAACAGAAUGUAAAUAUAUUUUAUUUGUCUUAAUUUGAUAGAAAAACUGCUGAUUUUUGUUAUUCUAAGCCAAUGGUUUUCAAAUUGUGGUGGUCCCCGUACUAGCCACAUUGUCAUCUCCUGGGAGCUUGUAAGAAAUGCAGAUUCUCAGGCUCUACCCCAGACCCAGUGAAUCUCAAACUCUGGGGCUUAACAAGCAUAUUCCCAUUUGAAAACCCAUGACCUAAGGAAAUGGCUAGUAACCUCCUAAUUAUACAAGCAAAAUCAGCACAGUAUGUAAUAACUAAACAUUCAUUUUCAACUUAAAAAUUUCUAAAAAUUAUGCCAUUUUUUAGAAUUGCUGUCCUCCAAGUAUUUUCAAAUAUAAAAUCCUGAGAUGUGGCUCUCAAAGGCUAUAUAAACUUGAUAUUUUGUAUGUUAUUCUUAGUGAAAAGUAUAACACCAGUCUGGCAACAUCUGAAAAUAGUUUCUAGUCAUACAUUCCUCAAUAUUCUUUUAACAACUUUUUUCCAAACCUUCAGUGGAAGAACACAUUAAUCCCAUUUUACUAUUUGACCUUAUUCAACACUAUCAUUGAGUACUAGUAACUUGUGAUCAAAGGAAAAACUCCCUUGUAACAUUUCCUUACUAAAGCAAGAUCUCAUUAAAUCUUUCUUUCCUAAAUAUCAUUCUAUAUCAGAGAUAUUUUUUAAAUGGUUAGGAUUAAGCCAAUCAUGGAUAGCUAUGACACGAGUGAUUCUGAUUCUUAUUUUGCAAUUUAGGGUUGUAUGAUUUUUUUCUCCAAUUAUAACAUAGUCUUAUUGUCAAAAUAAAAGAUGUAAUAUUUUUUAUUAUUGUUGAAUCAAUAAAUACCAAUUUAUGAAACAUGAACAUGUUUAAACUGCAGUAAAUAAAUGAUAUGUGCUUUAA
Molecule: messenger RNA, 15059 nt
Organism: Lemur catta (Ring-tailed lemur)
Lineage: Eukaryota; Metazoa; Chordata; Mammalia; Primates; Lemuridae
Product: ATP-binding cassette sub-family A member 13-like
Exons: 56
Coding region: 503-13414 (4303 amino acids)
Biological process (GO): transmembrane transport; lipid transport
Cellular component (GO): intracellular membrane-bounded organelle; membrane
Molecular function (GO): ATP binding; ATP hydrolysis activity; ABC-type transporter activity
Source: RefSeq, a predicted model, not a curated record